AUAUAAUAGUAAUACGGAGAGUGAGAGAGAGAGAGAGAGAGGGGUGCUAGAUGUGUUUGUAAAUACUUUUGUUUUGAUGCUUUUCUUUCUUUACUAGUUUCCACUCGGCAUCUUCGUCUUCUACAAGAAGGCAGAUCUGAGAAUGAUCUCCUCUGCUCCAAGAGCAAGAAGAUUGUUAAUGGUGAGUAGCUUCUUGAGUCAAUGAUCUUUCCUCUUUCUCCUCUCCCCGUGAUGGGUACUGAAGGAGAAGAGGCAGGAGACAAGAAGCAGGAUGGAGAAGCCAUCUGGAAGUCCUUGAACCUUCCCAAGGAUUUCUGCAAUUUUCGGCUCUGGCUGUUCUCGUAAGGUGCUCUCUACAUGGCCUUCCAACACUAGAAGUAAUCUCCGUCUCCCACCCGGCAACCUAGAAAGAGAAAAAGGCACUCCUGGUUGCACUCCUCCUCCUCCUCUCUCUCUCUCUCUCUCUCUUUCUGCACUCUCUACGUACAUACAGAUACCUAUAUAUUUGUCAACAGCCAUGAAAAGGAUGGAAAACUCGGACUCUUUGGGGGGUCUGCUUCCUAUAUGUCCAACUUCAGAAGAGAAGAAUGGAGGAGGUGGAAGCAGCUACAGCAGGAGCUUCCAAAGCAUCUUGGAUGGUUUCGACGAGGAUGAUUGCAGUGAGGAAGGGGGUCGGAUUCAGGAAAAGAAGAGACGCCUGACAGUGGAUCAGGUGAAGGCCUUGGAGAAGAACUUCGAGUUGGAGAACAAGCUCGAACCUGAGAGGAAAGUGAAGCUUGCUCAGGAGUUAGGCCUACAGCCCAGGCAGGUUGCAGUGUGGUUCCAGAACAGGAGAGCCCGCUGGAAAACGAAGCAAUUAGAGAGAGACUACAGCACACUCAAAGCAGACUAUGAGACUCUCAAGGCCAGCUACGAGUCCCUUCAGAAGGAAAAGGAAUCUCUCGUGCAAGAGGUGAGAGAGCUAAAAGAAAAACUAGAGGAGACGGGCAUCGUCACGAGGGACUCAGAAAGCCAGCAAGAGGAAAUUGAAAUGAUCGGUGAGGCGGAGGUCAGAGCAACAGAACAGAGCAACCAUAAAAACAGCAACAUUAUGCUGGUAAAUGAAUCUGCAGAGAGGAGCAACUCCAUCGAUCAGAAGCCCAGCAUCGUUACUAGUCCUCCUAAUGCUGCCAUCUUCAACGAUGUCAAGGAUGGCUCAGAUGAUAGCGACUCCAGCGCGAUACUAAACGAUGAUAAUAGUCCUCACAGGCCCAUCGUCGCAGCCGAGCUCUUCCCUCAGCAGUUCAUCAACCAGCCAUCGAAAUUCAACUUCUCUGUGGCUCCCUCGCCAUCAUCGCAAUCACCAUCCUCUUCUUCCUUGUCCUCCCACAAAACCUUCCAUCAGUUCCUCAGGAUGGAAGAGCACAACUUUCUGAACUCCGAGGAGUCUUGCAACUUCUUCAAUUACGAGCAGCCCCCAACUAUGCCAUGGUACUACGACCAAUGGACGUGAGAGGGUAGGACGGGAAACAAACAAACUUGGGAAAAAGAAUUCUUCGAAUCAGGAUCGGUGCAGAGAGGAAGCAAACAGGGGGAAGCGGUUUUUGUAAAAUUUGGCUUUUUAUGUGUUUACCUUUCCUUGUCUACCAGCUCGCUGAUGUACAAAAUUUUCCGAAGGGAAAAAGGGAGAAGGAUUGUGAAUAAAGAAAGGAGGCGGAUCAGUGCCGGGAAAAUAAGAAAUCAGGAUCCUCCGAAAGCCAUUUCCUUGUUUGGCUGCCUCUUUCUCUAAAUCUUUGUGGUAGCCGGUAGGUGAUGCGAGUUGACCGCUUUCCUUUCACCUGGUUCACUCUUUCUUCCUUCAAAAUUUUCCUGACCAUGAUUGCGUUUCCUUUCCUUUGUGGGAUUUCUCCCGUGCA
Molecule: messenger RNA, 1895 nt
Organism: Nymphaea colorata (pocket water lily)
Lineage: Eukaryota; Viridiplantae; Streptophyta; Magnoliopsida; Nymphaeales; Nymphaeaceae
Product: homeobox-leucine zipper protein ATHB-6
Exons: 3
Coding region: 518-1492 (324 amino acids)
Biological process (GO): positive regulation of DNA-templated transcription
Cellular component (GO): nucleus
Molecular function (GO): DNA-binding transcription factor activity, RNA polymerase II-specific; sequence-specific DNA binding
Source: RefSeq, a predicted model, not a curated record